CCUAUAAGUACAUUGUGGGAGGCGGAUGGUUACAUUAGUUAUUCUUCUCACUUCUGCUCAUCGCUUGAAAUGCAUGUAGGUGAAGAGUCUGCAGUGCAUUCUCCCGGCUACAGUGGCGCAGGCUUUCACAUCUACUCUCCUCAUCUUCCUCCGGUCUCUCGUGUUUGGAAACCGAGCUCUGUCGACAUGCACGCGCUCUCGUCGACAGAGACCGAGAUGUCUGUGUGCGCAAAAGUGAGCUUUUAUUCUCUUUUAGUCAAAUGAACCUGACCGCGCCGGCCAAUGUAGCCGUCUGCUGCUCACUUCUGUCCGUCAGGCGCAAUGUGUUUGCGGGAUUGUUUUCUGCUUUAAUACAUUUACGUUACCCUCGGAUUGGCGAAAGCAUCUACACAUCAGUCGGAUCAAAGAAGAGAUUCGGCUCUUUUUCCUCCGAGAGUCGGGGAUAAUAUGUCCAGACGCAAACAGACCAACCCUUUCAAAGUGAAUUGUAGGUAUCCCAGGGCCUUUUCACACGACUGGGUUGUGCGGCCCACAGCACACUUUUGAGAUGGAUGCUAGAGAUGACUUCAUCGAGGAUGGAGAAUGCCAUAGCAACAACUCACAGGAACCUGAAGAGCAAGACAGCACAAGCGACGACGGUGAUAGUGAUUUUGACAAAGAUGACUCCUCAAAUGCCUCUGCUGAUGACAGCAUGACGAGUAAUAAGAGCAGCCACGGCCCCAUACUACAUGAUGACGUCAAGGAGGAGAAUGAGGAGGGGACAGACCAGGGGAGCAGUUUUGUAUGUCCUCUUUGUUCCCUGGAGUUCAAUAGCCCAGAUCAGCUCAUCGCUCACGUCUACCAGCACACAGCUGUUGGUGGCAGUAAGAGUUAUGUCUGUCCUGUUUGCGGAAGAGCACUUAGUUCUCCAGGCUCUCUUGGUCGACAUCUUCUCAUCCAUUCAGAGGACCGAUUGUCCAACUGUGCCGUAUGUGGGGCUCGCUUCACAGACACCAACAACUUCAACAGGGAAAAGUUGAAGGAGUUCCUUGACACAAGUAGUAUAGAGAUCAACAGUGAGGGUGAGGCCUGUGCCAUGUCCGAUUCUUUACCCAGAAGCACUAUGUCUAACCCAAACACAAGUCCUGGUCCUGGACUGACCUCAUUGCCAGAUGGUCUUCUCUCUUCUGCACCUCCUCUUCCCCCACUCUCUGACAGCCUCAGUACUCAAAACACAGGACUUCCACCUUUUCCAGACCUCAUGAACCCUAUGCCUGUGUACCCAGCUGGGGUUUUGUUGGUCUGCAACAGCUGUGUAGCCUACCAGCAAAUUGUGGAUGCCCAGUCGCCGUCCAUGCGGAAAUGGGCAAUCCGUAGGAAGAAAGAACCUGUAGAGGUGCGGAUGCAGCGGCUUGAACGUGAGCGAACGGCCAAGAAGUCCAAGCGAGCAUGUGAGUCACCAGAGGAGCGGGAGAUGCGCCGCUUACGAGACCGUGAGGCAAAGCGGCUGCAAAGGAUGCAGGAGACUGACGAUCAACGGGCACGUCGUCUGCAGCGAGACCGGGAAGCCAUGCGACUCAAGCGGGCCAACGAGACGCCUGAGAAGAGGCAGGCACGGCUUAUCCGUGAGAGGGAGGCCAAGAGGCUAAAGCGACGCUUGGAGAAGAUCGACCCAUCCCUGAGAAACCAGAUCGAGCAUGACCCUGCUGCAAUGGCUGCGCUCACUGCUGAUAUGAGUCUAUUCCAGUUUUCCUUUCCCAUGUCCGUCCCUUCCAUGGACAAUGGACUGUUUAUGAAGCUUCCCUAACAAGCACAGCUCCAAACACCUCUCAGCUCAACAUUCAAGAAGAAUUUGCCAUUCUUAAAGAAUAACGAUCUUGAACAUAACGUUGAUGAGAAGGAGGUGGUCACCCUGACAGCGAUUUGCAGUGAUGUAGGCACCAGAUGUCUUUUAUUUUCAAAGAGAGAUUUGAAGCAACAUGAUAGACCAUGAGUUGCAAUGCAACAAUGUUGAUCAGAGUUCAGCUUUAUGCAGAUAGGCCGCUACACACAUGGAGACUACCAAUGGGUGAGUGGACAGCAAAGUUCAGAUGUUAUGCUGCCUGUUAAACUUGGAUAUUGCAGUUGAGUACAAAAGUGGUUCUACAGGAUAGACAAGGCAGGCAAUUGCAUACCUAACGGUAACUGAUUAGAGUAGUCAUCAGUAAGAAGACAAACUUUCUGAAAACUAGAGCUUGGCAAUGUUUAGUAGGCUACAAUGACAUAUUUGAAAAUCUCUCUAGGGGGCUUCAUCCCUACAGAGGAAAGAGGAGCCUGCAACACCAGAGUCCCUUACAAUCACAAACAGUCAAGUAGGAACACCUACUAGGAA
Messenger RNA from Carassius carassius (crucian carp), 2350 nucleotides. RefSeq names its product zinc finger protein 821-like. NCBI's taxonomy places the organism in Eukaryota, Metazoa, Chordata, Actinopteri, Cypriniformes, Cyprinidae. Bases 548 to 1786 code for a protein of 412 amino acids. The transcript is spliced from 6 exons. Gene Ontology annotation, cellular component: nucleus. The record is from RefSeq and is a predicted model, not a curated record.